AUGCGUUGUGCUGCUUCUCCUCUCAGUGUACAGCAGGAUCUGGACGGCUGUGAGUGUGAGCGAGAGGUUCUUCUGCUGGUUUUCAUCAUACUGCUCAACAUCACCAUCACAGCAGAGAGAGACCUGAUAAAGAGUUACAAGAACACAGUUGAAGAGCUCAAUCAAACCAUCAACCGCUUACAGGACAAUCACACUGAUCUAAUGACUGAAAAACACCAACUGCAGAAAAACUUCAACUCUUUGAGUCAGAAGAACCUGGUGCUGGAGACCAGAGUCAAUGAUCUCACUGCUGAGAAAAAACAGUUACAGAGAGAUUUUGACUCUUUGAAUAAGAAGGGCCUAGUUAAUUUCUUCAUGUCCACUGAGUUGAGCUGGUCUGACAGCAGACAGUACUGCAGGGAUCGUGGAGCUGAUCUGGUCAUUAUCAACACUGAAGAGAAGCAGAGGUUCAUAACUUCAUUAGUCAGUGAGAGAGUGUGGAUUGGUUUGUCUGACACAGAGAACGAGGACGUCAUGAAAUGGGUGGAUAAUUCAACACUGAAACAAAGGUUUUGGUUCAAAGGUCAGCCAAACAACUAUGAUGGAAAUCAGGACUGUAUUGAACUGAAUUAUGAAAGAGAGAAGCCGGGAUGGACACCACUGAACAGCUGGAAUGAUUUUUCAUGCUCUGCAAAGAAAAAGGGGAUUUGUGAGAAAUAGGGUUCAUCUUGUCUUAUGGUUGUGCUUUUAUUAUCUAAUAUAAUCAUUCUAAUUGUAAUCACAUAAGUUCUGAUUGAGGUCCCUGCCUUUGAAAUUUGUUUGAAGGGAAAUGUCAAAAUGUCAUUUUCUUAUUGCUAUAAUAAUCUA
This is a messenger RNA of Carassius carassius (crucian carp), 846 nucleotides long. RefSeq names its product CD209 antigen-like protein D. The record is from RefSeq and is a predicted model, not a curated record. Gene Ontology annotation, biological process: biological process involved in interspecies interaction between organisms. Gene Ontology annotation, cellular component: external side of plasma membrane. Bases 1 to 699 code for a protein of 232 amino acids. Gene Ontology annotation, molecular function: D-mannose binding; fucose binding. The transcript is spliced from 4 exons. NCBI's taxonomy places the organism in Eukaryota, Metazoa, Chordata, Actinopteri, Cypriniformes, Cyprinidae.